AUGGAUCCCUUAGCUAGUCCAUCGGCAACAGAGAGCCAACCAACAACAGACACCACCCAAUUAGCAACCGCAGAACGUCCAACGAAGCAUACAAACGUUUACAAUGACUUGAAGAAACAACCUAAUAGAGCGCAACGGAAUAUUGACGAACUCUUCCAAAGGCAAAUCGUAUUUGAUAACGAUAGGUUUAACGUUCUGUCGGCUGAGUGGGUGGCCGAUGAUGAUCAAGCCUUUACUUCUGUGGAAUCCCCUUUUUUUCAAGAAGCUGAUUUCCUAUAUCAAUGCUUUUGGGUCCAUACCAUCUGCGGUUACUAUUCGUAA
Molecule: messenger RNA, 321 nt
Organism: Halteromyces radiatus
Lineage: Eukaryota; Fungi; Mucoromycota; Mucoromycetes; Mucorales; Cunninghamellaceae
Exons: 3
Coding region: 1-321 (106 amino acids)
Source: RefSeq, a predicted model, not a curated record